This is a messenger RNA of Schistocerca gregaria, 1268 nucleotides long. RefSeq lists its product as uncharacterized. Gene Ontology annotation, cellular component: endoplasmic reticulum. The transcript has 3 exons. Gene Ontology annotation, molecular function: protein-folding chaperone binding; misfolded protein binding. Lineage: Eukaryota; Metazoa; Arthropoda; Insecta; Orthoptera; Acrididae. Bases 33 to 1268 code for a protein of 411 amino acids. The record is from RefSeq and is a predicted model, not a curated record.
UUGUGGCUCUUUUUCAGUGGGGCACAACACCCAUGUCAGACGCCGAAUCCAAGGAUUUGUACAAAAUCUUGGGCGUGGAUCCGAAGGCCUCAACGGAAGAAAUUAAAAGAUCUUAUUUUAGGUUGGCGAAGGUGCUGCACCCCGACAGAAAUAGCUUACCUGAUGCUACUGACAAGUUCAGACAAAUAAUCGAGGCGUAUAACGUUUUGGUGGAUCCGCAGAAGCGGCUGUUGUACGAUGACUAUGGAAUUGAGGUAUUCAAGAAGAAUUUGGUCCACUUCGCUAUAUCGAGGCCUUGGAGGAUGUUUCUAUGGGGCUUGUUCUGCGUGGUAUGGUAUUUUUCGAGGCUGAUAGAUAGAUACCUGAAGACGAGAAUAGUGUGGUUUAUUUUUGUGUUUUAUUACGUCGUAGAGUGCUACUUUUGUGAAAAAAAUAUGAUGUUACUGUGGAACUGCUUGACUCUUGGAAUAACGUCGGCUGUCUUGUACCUGCUGGUGCCCGGCGGCUGGCUAGCAGCCAUAUCAACUAUGGCCACCUUGACCAAUGUGGUGUUCAUCUUGAGCGCGUUUGUUCCUGAAAUAGAUACGUCUGUUCUGGUGUUGGCUCUUUUGGGUGGCGCGGAGUUCUAUAACCGAACCCCCCAACCGCCGAAGUUCAUCUACAUCGCCGCCGUGUCACUCAUCAUCAAUACCAUAUUCAUAAUUCAUCACAUGAAAAAUUUAUCCAGCAAAAAUGUAGCUCCUGUAGAUAAACAAUCUUGGCUUUACAAAAACUGGAACCCGUUUCCUUUAUUGGCUGUCGUUAUUUUAGGUAUCUGUUGGAGCGUCGACGCAUUCAUCUUCUUGCUCGUCCCGAGUCACUUCUCCAGAUGGACUUUUCCAAGCUUCUGGGUGCUCUUCUGCUUUUAUACCGGAUUGAUAUCCAGAGCCUCGAGACAAGCCGUCAAUACCCAUAUCACCACCAUAUGGCUCCCAAUGCUUGUGUGCGGCUGGAUAAUCAAUUACGCCAUUUCUCCGAAGUCCGCGCUCUUGUUACUCUCCGUGGUCCAAUACGCGCUUGUCCUAUGGUUUGCGAGAAUCUACGAGUUGCUCCGCACUCACACGGCGGGACCGAAGGUCGGCUACUUCCUCUUGUUUGCGCUCCUGAGCGCCUGGGAGGUCUAUUCGAACAACACUCUGGGAGAAGAAUGGCGACACUUUGUCGGCGCCCUUUUCGGCGCGAGCUUGGCCGCUUCGACAUACAUGGCCACGCUACAUCGGCACAUUUGA